This is a messenger RNA of Striga asiatica, 1801 nucleotides long. Lineage: Eukaryota; Viridiplantae; Streptophyta; Magnoliopsida; Lamiales; Orobanchaceae. The record is from the annotation of a GenBank genome assembly.
CGAUAAAAUUCCCCUUCAACCUCUGUAAACACACACGUCCACAUACAGAGUCACAUAUUCGAGGACUUCGACAAGAAUUUCAAAAUUUCAAGUUCACUCGUUCAUCCCGCUUAAUUACAUUAAUGAAAUCCGGCACCUUUUACGGACACUAAUGGUGGCCGGUUGUGACAGGAGAGAUAUCCACCGGUGCCAGAAUACAGCCUGCGGAGGCGCGGAAGCCAUUUCCGCCAGAAGGCUCACGGCGUUGCUGUGGCGGUUGUCCGCCACUGCAAAUGAAGUCACGAAUGGGGCCGGACUUGAGUUAUGCUCAUCAAUCCCAAUCCCUAAUUGUCCAACGGAAGGGGCUACAAAAUGGGAUUAUUGCAACUCAAAAGCAUCACAUAAGACCAUCUAUUUUCUCGGCAAUUUCAGAAGUAUGGAUCCGUUCAACACGAAAAACUGCAUAGCUACCACAAAACACAGCAUAAAGAAGGCAACUGACGAAAAGAUGAAAACACAACACCGAAAAACGAGUUUAAUGGUCGAGAAUUUAAAGGAUGGUCUUAAAAUUGAAAGGAAAAAUGGGAAAAAGGUUAACAUGGAAAAUUGGAAGCUGUCGCGUGAUGUUGCAGAGGCCAAAAUGUCAGCGAGAAAAUUCAUGCACAAUCUUGAGAAGGAGAAGAAAGCUAGAAAAGUAUUGGAGGAUAUGUUCAAUAAGCUAGCUAUAGAAAUCGAACACUACAAAGUCGAAAUUGGGGCUUUGAGGAGCGAGAGAGAGAAAAUUGAAGAAGACGUGGAAAACGAGAGGAAAAUAAUGCAGUUGGCCGAGGUUUGGAAGGAGGAGCACGCGCAAAAAAAGCUACACGACGCAAAACUGAUUUUGGAGAAUAAGUUUUGCGAGAUGAAUAAUUUGAUAUCCGAGAUUAAAUCAUUCUUGAGCGAAUCGAAUUCGAAAAGGCAAUCUUAUGAUGGUGUGAAUAUCCGAGGCAUUAGAGAUUUUUCGCAUGUCCUCCCGAAAUCAAACAAAAUCUUCACUAACAAAGGAGAAAAUUCAUGUAGCAAAAGAAGUGUAUAUUCAAAUGAAUGCCCAUGCGGAAUGGAGACCGUGAAUAAAACCAGAAAGAGCAAUUAUAAGUCGAAUUCAUUUGAUUUAGAAAGAGAAAAAUUCAUGCAUCAUGGAUGUCGAAGCUCCAAGUCUAGUGGAACUUCGUCCGUCUCAUUAAAUCGACCAAAGGAGAAAGAAAGUUUAUCUUCUCAUAAGCUUCAAAGGGAAUUGAAGAGAAAUAAAGAUGCACGCAAGAAAAUAUCGAGUGAUUUGAGUGGAAGAAUUUCAAAUUGUUCAGUAUCCUCGAUUUUAUCCAUGGAUGAAGGUCAAGUUAAAUUAUGGAAAAACCCGCAUGUUGUUCGGGCUAUGAACGGUCAUAUAGAAUGGCCAGGGGAGAUCAAAAAGCAUGGCUCGUCUGAGGGCAGCUUUCUCGAAGCUAAGUUGAAAAGCCAGAAAACAAUAUUGCGCGGUGUACUAAAACAGAGGAGUUUAAGUAGUAGUUUUGAAUAAAUGUUGCAUUUUGUAUUAUCUUUUAGUUCUUAAGAGUAACAAAACUUAAUUCUCUUUGCUCUCCCUGCCAUGUUUUGAGAAUUCAAACUACAUUUUAUGAUUUUACUGCUAUCAAAAGGGCAGAGUCAGAGUGUAUCUUGUGGCGAUCGUGGCAAAGUAUUGGCAAAAUAGUAAGAUUAAAUGUCUGAAUGCUGGUUGUGUUCAUCUUUUUGUUUGAAUCAUAUAUUUGGACACUAUUUUUUUUUUUUUAAAGUAAAUGGUUUAUGC